AUGAUGAUAGCACUUCGUCUUAUUCUUUUUGUCGUUUUUAGUUCAAGUGUAUAUUCACAAACAUGUCGUGGAGUUUCUCAAUAUGGUCAAUGUUCAACUAAUAAUGAUUGUGGUUGUCUUCCUUUGGCAAAUUCUGAGAAUAGUGGUAUUUGUGGUUUUCUUUGGGUAGAUUGUUCUCGUCUUGAAUCAUGUCAAACUCCUGGUAAUACAUGUGAAAAAUCUGAUCAUAUGUGUGUUCGUCUGCAAUGUAAAAAUGAACCUGUUUGUUAUCCAUUGUCAAUGAUUGAUCAACGAAUGUGUCCACCACUAGGGGCUAUGCCUUCACCAACAGUACCUAAAGACGGUAUCUGUGCAACAGCAACAUGGAGUCGACAAGGUGUUACUGUAGCUGGUGGUUAUGGAUGGGGCAAUGGACUCAAUCAACUUAAUGAUCCUUUGGGAAUAUUUAUUGAUGCAAAUCGAACUAUUUAUAUUGCAGAUACCAACAAUGCUCGAAUAGUCAAAUGGACAAAAGGUGCUACAUACGGUGAAAUAGUUGCAGGUGGAUAUGGAGCAGGAGCUGGUACAGCACAAUUAUAUGGUCCAAUGGAUGUUGUCGUUGAUAAAUCUGGAGCAAUCUACAUCACUGACACAAUGAAUAAUCGAGUGCAAAAAUGGAAUCGAAAUGCUAAAGUAGGUGAAACGAUUUUUAUAGUACAGCGUCCUAUUGGUUUAGCAUUAGAUAAUGAAGAUACACUUUAUGUAUCUGCAUCUUAUCGGUCACAUGAUGUACUGAAAUUACGUAAAGGUGAAAAAAAUGGAUAUGUUAUUGCUUCUAAUUUACCUGAACUCUAUUAUUUGUUUGUACAUCAAAAUCGAUCUAUUUAUGCUGCAGAUAAAAAUAAUGGUCGAAUAUUAAAAAUAGAUGAAAGUAAAUCACAAAUUUCAUUUGUUAUUGGUCAAUUACAAAAUCUUGGUGUAUCUCAAUUAUCAUAUCCACAAUCUGUUGUUGUUGAUCAAUCUGGGUCUAUCUAUGUUGUUGAAUACGGAAAUCAUCGAGUUACACGAUGGUUACCUGGAGCAAAAGCAGGCAUUGUAAUUGCAGGUGGUCGUGGUCAAGGUUGGCAAUCUGAUCAACUCAAUCUUCCGACUGAUAUAGCAUUGGAUCUUGAUGGAAAUCUGUAUGUGGCAGAUCGUGGAAAUCAUCGUGUACAAAAGUUUGAGAUUGAUAAGAAAACAUGUCAAUAG
Molecule: messenger RNA, 1227 nt
Organism: Rotaria sp. Silwood1
Lineage: Eukaryota; Metazoa; Rotifera; Eurotatoria; Philodinida; Philodinidae
Source: the annotation of a GenBank genome assembly